Molecule: messenger RNA, 516 nt
Organism: Quercus lobata
Lineage: Eukaryota; Viridiplantae; Streptophyta; Magnoliopsida; Fagales; Fagaceae
Exons: 2
Coding region: 1-516 (171 amino acids)
Source: RefSeq, a predicted model, not a curated record
AUGGACCAAAAGAUUGAUUCUACACGUAGUGUUGCAUCCCUAACAACCCGAUGGGGAACAAUUAAUAGGGAAACAGUUAAAUUUGUUGGGUCCUUAGCUAAAAUUGAAGCAAAGAAUGAAAGUGGAACCACGGCUCAUGACAAGAUUGAGAAAGCAAAGGAAUUGUUUAAAGAAAUUCACGGUUCCGUUUUUCAAUUUGAACAUUGUUGGCUAAUCUUGAAGGAUUAUCCAAAGUGGGCAUCUACUAUGCCUAGGGGAGAUUCAAGAAAAGAAAUGCCUCAAACUCCAGAUUUAAUAGAUCAAGGAGUGGGGGUUGAUGGCAUUAUGGAUUUCGAGAGGCCAAUAGGUAGAAAAGCUGAAAAGGCUAAUCGAAAAAGAAAAGAUGAUGGGCAAGAUAUUGCAACGCAAUAUUUGAAAAAGAAAAUGAAAGUUCUUGAAGAAGGUUGUGUAGCCAAAAAAGAGAGAAUACGUAUCAAAGCGGAAAAGGUUUCGCUUGCAAGAGUUGAAAGAGAAUGA